GCCCCAGCCCUCUGGUGGUCCCCGUGACAUCAGUUCCGAUAGCGGGAGCCUUGGGUGUGGAGCACAGCUCAGUUGUAGACCGACAGCCACGGCAGCAGCGUUUGAAAGAGAGAGAGAGAGAGAGAAAGAGGACACAAAUAAAGCGCGUUUUCGUUUGAGAGGGAGGGAAUAAAGACAGAAAGCAUGACUUCAAACUCCAAUCUCUCGACCAUGCAGCGGACGGUGGAGCAGCUGAAGUUUGAGGCGGGAAUCGAGAGGAUUAAAGUCUCACAGGCUGCCACUGAGCUCCAGCAGUAUUGCGUCCAGAAUGCCUGCAAAGAUGCUCUGUUGGUGGGACUACCUGCAGGAAGCAACCCCUUUAGAGAACCCAGGUCAUGCACCCUUCUCUAACACCAGCCAUAUCAGGAUAUUGGCCAAGCUUGACCUCGAUUAAUGCUGCCUUGUUACGAAGAACAUUUUUUUUCUUACAGUCAUUCUUUUUAUGUCAAAACAAUUUUUGUAUUUAUUAGUGUCUUAGGAUAGUUUCCUCCUAAUGUGGCUGUAUGCUUCAUUUGGAGAAAGGAUUUGUACUAAACAUACCUGGGUUAUGACCAAAAGACAUAAAAAUACUUCAUUUUUAAUUUGUAGUAAUCUUCCAAAGUUUGCAGAGCAAAUUGGUGUUUACAUGUAAAUGAUUGGGAAUUUGUUGCAAUCUAAAACAGGAUAUUUAACAUUUUCAUGGUUAGUUCUAAUACGCGAGCUAAAACUAGUGUGAUUGGGGGAAAGGAAGGUCAAUCACAAUAAAAUUGCCUAUUAGCACUGGUUUGUUUGAGUUUCCACACUGCAUUAUUAGUGAUGAAGUAACUUGGUAGACCUGGAGUUAACUGUACAAUAUUUUUUGUAUAUAUCUGUAUUGGCAAUGCGUUUCAGUCAGCUUUUAAAACAUUUUUUUAAAAGGAAAAGUGAAGCCAUCCUUGAAUGGCUGCUUUGUCCAGUCUAGACACUGAAGCACUGUUGAUUACACUUUGUAUAUCUUCCCUGCUUAUUUUUACUGCAAUGGAAAGAAAAUAACAGGUUACAGGCUCAGCUUUACAGUAUUUAUUUUACUUUUUACCAAAAGUAAAAAAGGUCAUUUUUGAAUUAAAAAUGCUUGCAUAUUACUUAUCACCGUAAAGAAAUGUAAGCAAAUGCUACGAGUUGGAUGAAAAAGUAACUGCCGCUAAAUCUUACAAUUUCUUUUCAAUGUUUGUGUGACUAAAUAUUAUGUAACACAUUUGGAUGUUUCAAUUAAAUAUAUUAAAAGUUGCUUUUUAAAAAUGUA
Molecule: messenger RNA, 1300 nt
Organism: Leucoraja erinaceus (little skate)
Lineage: Eukaryota; Metazoa; Chordata; Chondrichthyes; Rajiformes; Rajidae
Gene: gng10
Product: guanine nucleotide binding protein (G protein), gamma 10
Exons: 3
Coding region: 184-390 (68 amino acids)
Biological process (GO): G protein-coupled receptor signaling pathway
Cellular component (GO): heterotrimeric G-protein complex
Molecular function (GO): G-protein beta-subunit binding
Source: RefSeq, a predicted model, not a curated record